AUGACUCAGCCUUUGAAUUUUUCUGCUUUUAAGAGAACUGUCUUCGUUGGCUCUGCAGGGCAAACCUUUCUCAGCUCCGAGCAGUCUUUGCAAGUGGGGCCAAGGAGCCACCCUGAGUCAGAAAAAGAGCAUUAUGUCACCGGAAGUCCAAGCCCAGGGAACGCAAGUUCCUCUGGACCCGAGGCAUCAGAAGCCAUGUCGAAGCCCCACAGUGACGCUGGGACGGCCUUCAUUCAGACUCAGCAGCUGCACGCAGCCACGGCCGACACAUUCCUGGAGCACAUGUGCCGCCUGGACAUUGACUCGCCGCCCAUCACCGCCCGAAACACCGGCAUCAUCUGUACCAUUGGCCCAGCUUCACGAGCAGUGGAGACAUUGAAGGAGAUGAUUAAGUCUGGAAUGAAUGUGGCUCGUUUGAACUUCUCUCAUGGAACUCACGAGUACCACGCAGAGACCAUCAAGAAUGUACGUGAAGCCACGGAAAGCUUUGCUUCAGACCCCAUUCUCUAUCGGCCGGUGGCGGUGGCCCUGGACACUAAAGGACCUGAGAUCCGAACCGGGCUCAUCAAGGGCAGCGGCACCGCUGAGGUGGAGCUGAAGAAGGGAGCCACGCUGAAGAUCACCCUGGACAACGCCUACAUGGAAAAAUGUGACGAGAACAUCUUGUGGCUGGACUACAAGAACAUCUGCAAGGUGGUUGACGUGGGCAGCAAGAUCUACGUGGAUGAUGGGCUCAUUUCUCUGCUGGUGAAGCAGAAAGGUCCUGACUUCCUGGUGACGGAGGUGGAGAAUGGUGGCUCCUUGGGCAGCAAGAAGGGCGUGAACCUCCCUGGGGCUGCCGUGGAUCUGCCUGCUGUGUCAGAAAAGGACAUCCAGGAUCUAAAGUUUGGGGUGGAGCAGAAUGUGGAUAUGGUGUUUGCGUCCUUCAUCCGCAAGGCUUCUGAUGUCCAUGAAGUCAGGAAGGUCCUGGGAGAGAAAGGAAAGAACAUCAAGAUAAUCAGCAAAAUCGAGAAUCAUGAGGGAGUUCGGAGGUUUGACGAAAUCCUGGAAGCCAGUGAUGGGAUCAUGGUGGCGCGUGGUGAUCUGGGCAUUGAGAUCCCCGCAGAGAAGGUCUUCCUUGCCCAGAAGAUGAUGAUUGGUCGGUGCAACCGAGCUGGGAAGCCCGUCAUCUGUGCCACACAGAUGCUGGAGAGCAUGAUCAAGAAGCCUCGCCCUACCCGAGCGGAGGGCAGUGACGUGGCCAAUGCAGUCUUGGAUGGAGCCGACUGCAUCAUGCUGUCCGGAGAGACGGCCAAAGGGGACUACCCCCUGGAAGCUGUCCGCAUGCAGCACCUGAUUGCCCGUGAGGCAGAGGCUGCCAUCUACCAUUUGCAAUUGUUCGAGGAGCUCCGUCGCCUGUCACCCAUUACCAGCGACCCCACCGAAGCCGCCGCCGUGGGGGCCGUGGAGGCAUCCUUCAAGUGCUGCAGUGGGGCCAUAAUCGUCCUCACCAAGUCUGGCAGGUCUGCACAUCAGGUGGCCAGAUAUCGCCCCCGGGCCCCCAUCAUUGCUGUGACCCGGAAUCACCAGACAGCUCGCCAGGCCCACCUGUACCGCGGCAUCUUCCCUGUGGUGUGUAAGGACCCAGUGCAGGAGGCCUGGGCUGAGGACGUGGACCUCCGGGUGAACUUGGCCAUGAAUGUUGGAAAGGCCCGAGGCUUCUUCAAGAAGGGAGACGUGGUCAUUGUGCUGACCGGGUGGCGCCCUGGUUCCGGCUUCACCAACACCAUGCGUGUGGUUCCUGUGCCGUGA
Rangifer tarandus platyrhynchus (Svalbard reindeer) is the source of this 1791-nucleotide messenger RNA. The record is from the annotation of a GenBank genome assembly. Lineage: Eukaryota; Metazoa; Chordata; Mammalia; Artiodactyla; Cervidae.